AUGGGGCCGGGGCGAGGGAAGAAAUCACACAGCGGAGGUUCCAAAGGGCGGCUGGCAUUUUCCGUUAGCGGGGCGGCAAAAGGUGGCGGCCGAACACGUGGCUUCGAUGGAUUGGUAGACGAUUUGCCCGAGUCUUUAGGACUGUCAACGAGCGGGGGAAAAGGCAGAGAAAGGGAGGAGGACAGGGGAGGUGACGCGGGGCGGUCCCGUGGGGGCUCAGUAGGCAAAAGAAUAGAGGGCGGAACGAUGCCCGGGGGAGGGAGGGGGCGAGGGAAAGAUAGAGGGAGAGGGAGGGGGACCGCGGGUGGAGACGAGAGGGGCAGGGAGAGGAAGUUUCAGGGAAAUAUCGCGGGAGGUGCAGGCGGAGCGGAGGAUUUUGGGGCUGGGAGGAUUGGGGAUGGAGAUAGAAGCGGAAGGGGUUUAAACGGGGAUGGAGGGUUUGGGAAGGGAAGGGGUUUAGGUAGGGUUCAGGGGAGAGGGUCGGAUAGUUCGAGUUUUGGUAGAUUAUCAAGGAACAAAGAGGAGGAGGAAGAGGAGGAGGAAGAAGAGGAAGAGGAGGAGGAGGAGGAGGAGGAGGAGGAGGAGGAGGAGGAGGAACAGGGGCUGGCGGGGGAAGAGGGGGAGGUGGAAAGUGGAAGUGAGGAGAAGGGAGGUGAUUCGGAGGAGCAGAGCGACGCAGAGGAUGAGCUGUCGCGCCUACAGCAGCAGCUAGCGGACGUGCCCUUUGAGGAGAUCCAGCGCAUGAGAAGCCGCGGAUGGGCUGCUGCCCCUUCAAGAGUCUCUGGGGAGCUUGGUGGGCUUGGGGGAAGAAGUCAGGCUGGCAUUGGGGCUGGUGCUGGUGCUGGUGCUGAUUCCGAUUCUGUCUCUAGUGACGAGAAUGAUGGGGAUGGUGGGGACGGUGGCGAAGCUGGGAGGAAAGGAGGGGCUAGAGGGAAGGGAGCGAGAGGGGGAGGAGCAGGAGGGGAGGAGGCAGGGGGCAGUGGGGGAGCAGCGGGGGUGGUGGGGUUGAAGCGCAUGAAGGUGCUGGCAGAGGCGGUGAGGCGGCGGGCCAACAAGAACCGACCCAUGGAGCUGCCUGCUAAGAAGCCCGUUCCGCGACUGCGACAAGUGGUGGACGCUCCUAGGAAGGUUGUUCGGGACCCGCGCUUUGAGUCGCUCUGUGGGGAGUACGACGAGGGCAGGUUCAAGUCUGCGUACAAGUUCCUGUUUGCAGAAACUCUUCCCAAGGAGAAAGAGGAGAUGCAGAGGCAGCUGAAGAGGGCCAAGGAUGAGGAGGAGCGGAAGAAGAUCAAGCGGCGUCUCGAACAGAUCGAGCAAUCAUUGAAGAGUGAGGGCCAGAGGCAGAAGAAGGUGGGGAGGGAGAUGGAGCUGAAGCGGCAGGAGAGGGAGGCCGUGAAGGCGGGCAAGAAACCAUUCUACCAGACCAAGUCGUCUCGUCGGCGUGAGGAGCUGUACGAGAAGUACCAAGAGCUUAAGGCGGGGGGCAAGCUCGACUCAUUUAUGGCGAAGAAGAGGAAGAGAAACGCGGCGAGGGAGCACACCAAGGUGCCGUUCCGCCGAGAGCAUUAG
Closterium sp. Naga37s-1 is the source of this 1569-nucleotide messenger RNA. The record is from the annotation of a GenBank genome assembly. Lineage: Eukaryota; Viridiplantae; Streptophyta; Zygnematophyceae; Desmidiales; Closteriaceae.